Messenger RNA from Staurois parvus, 322 nucleotides. The record is from the annotation of a GenBank genome assembly. Lineage: Eukaryota; Metazoa; Chordata; Amphibia; Anura; Ranidae.
CACCGAUCAAUGGAAAGAGCCAAAGAUGUUGACUCGGUCAUGUGAUCAGCUGUGUCCAAUCACAGCUGAUCACAUACAUCUACACUGAUCAUCAGGGCACUGAUGAUCAGUGUCCAUGAUGAUCACUGUAGCCCCAGCAGUGCCACCUGUCAGUGCCCAUCAGUGCCUCAUCAAUGCCACAUAUCAGUGCCUACCAGUGCACAUCAAUGCCACAUAUCAGUGCCCAUCUGAGCUGCCUUUUAGUGUCACCUAUCAGUGCCAGUCAAUGCCACCUAUCAAUGCCAGUCAGUGCCGCCUAUCAGUGCCAUAUAUGAGUGCUGCC